UGUAGCCUUCCCGCCGAAACUGGUCCUUGUAGAAAUGUUGAAGAAAAAUGGUAUUUUGAUGUUCAGAUGCAGAAGUGUUUGCCUUUUCAGUACGGAGGAUGUGAUGGAAACGCCAACAACUUUCUCACAAUGGACGAAUGUUCAGCAGCCUGCGGA
Molecule: messenger RNA, 156 nt
Organism: Helobdella robusta
Lineage: Eukaryota; Metazoa; Annelida; Clitellata; Rhynchobdellida; Glossiphoniidae
Exons: 1
Molecular function (GO): serine-type endopeptidase inhibitor activity
Source: RefSeq, a predicted model, not a curated record